This is a messenger RNA of Balaenoptera musculus (blue whale), 1176 nucleotides long. RefSeq names its product tripartite motif-containing protein 60-like. NCBI's taxonomy places the organism in Eukaryota, Metazoa, Chordata, Mammalia, Artiodactyla, Balaenopteridae. Gene Ontology annotation, molecular function: zinc ion binding. The record is from RefSeq and is a predicted model, not a curated record.
AUGGCUGACAAAAAUAAAUGUAAAAUCUCAAGUGGGAUUUGUGGUUUGAUAGAUGUGUGGUGGCAGGAAGCGAGCAGAGGGGCCGGAGGGCCGCAUCCUCAGGAUCUCGCUGUUUUAACAGUAAUGAACAUUGGAGAUUGGUGCCAGAUGACACAAACUCCUGGGUCAGAGACAGAGGACUCCUACUAUUGGCACAGCCAGCAGCAUGAGCAUGAGCAUCAGUUCCCCAUACCUCCCAAGUCCCACAGAGUGGAGUUCAUGACAGCCCUGGUACAGGCACAAGAGGUGUCUAGCUACCCCAUCUGUGUGGAUAACUUGAAAGAUCCAGUAACCAUCACCUGUGGGCACAGCUUCUGUUGCUCAUGCAUCAACAUGACUUGGAAAGAUCUAGGUGAUGCCUUCCCCUGUCCUGUCUGCCAUUUUUGGUUUGGAGACAAGAACAUCAGGAGCAAACAGCUCAGUCAUUUGACUGAAAUUGCUAAUUUACUCCAGAUCAGAAGGAGCAUGUGGAAGGGGCAGGAAGAGAAUUCUGUGUGUGAGAAGCACAAUCAGUUUCUGACCCUUGUUUGUGGGAAGAACCUAAAGGUUUUAUGUACACAGUGCUGUUUCUCCAUUCAACACCAGAAACACUACAAUUGCCCCAUCGUGAAAGCUGCCUCUCAUCACAGGAAAAUUCUAGAAUGUACUGUUGAGCCCUUGAAGAGUGAUAUGGAACAAGUUGAAAAAGUGAUAACUCUGCAAGCCAGCCAAUCAGUUGAACGUGAGAAACAGGUUAAAUGUAGGAGAGAAGAAAUAAAUUCUGAAUGUGAGCAAUUUAGACUGUUUCUACAGAAUCAGCAAGAGGAUAUUCUUAGGCAGAUGGAAGAUGAAGAGAUGGACAUUUUAACAAAACUCUAUGAAAACUUUGUAACAUUUACAGGUCAUGCUUCCAUACUGAAACAUCUGCUGAGGGAGGUAGGGGAAUCUUGCCAUGACGUAAGAACAACCACUCUGCGGAUGUGUUCAAGCAAGUUUGCUGCUGUUGGAUUUCAUAAAGCUUUGACUGAAGAACUGGCUGCCUUAGAAAAAACUGGAGUCAAAACAACAUGUCUCUGCCCUAAUUUCAUAAACACUGGCUUCAUCAAAAACCCAAGAACCAGAGGGAUAGCCUUUGAGGAAAAAGGAAACAACCUCUAG